AUGAGUCACUCAGCAAGGCCCAAUGGGGUCCAUGAGCAGCUUCGCUACAUCCCUCUUGGGUACGACAACGAUUGCUCGGAAAAAUCAGCAUUGGCUCUGGUCUUCAACCUUCGACCGGAGUGGGAGCAUUCGGAGGGGCCAAUUGAGAUCGUCAAAUUCAAGGACGGAAUUACCAAUACCCUUCUCAAAAUUGUCAAGAAAAUACCUAAAAAGUCGACCGAGCAAAUAGACGAUGAGGCUAUCCUCCUACGCGCAUACGGGAACAACACCGACAUUCUAAUAGACCGGGACCGAGAAGCACAAUCACAUGGUCUACUUGCAGAGCGCGGUCUGGCCCCGCCUUUACUGGCACGAUUCAACAACGGCCUGUUGUACAAUUUCAUUCAAGGUCGGGUCUGCACGCCUCAAGAUCUUAUUAAGGAAAAUGUUUGGCGAGCUGUUGCACGAAGGCUGGGAGAAUGGCAUAACGUACCUCUUCCUGACGACUAUCAUCGUGAGACUGUGACAAAUGGCGUCAAGGGCGCCUACGCCAACGGCCAUACUCCUGCGAAAAACAAGCCAACACCAAAUAUUUGGACUGUCAUGCAAAAGUGGAUCGAUGCCCUCCCUACGGACACAUCAGCUGCUCAAAGCCGAAAGUCGCAGUUACAAGCAGAGCUUGACCGGUCAUUCCGCGACCUAGACUCUGUAGGUUGUUCAGAAGGGCAUGGAAUGAUAUUUGGGCAUUGCGACCUUCUCAGUGCUAAUGUUAUCAUCCUACCCAAUGGACGGAAGACCAACGCUGCCAACGACUCCGAAUCUGAAACAGUAAGAUUUAUCGACUACGAAUAUGCUACUGCCUGCCCCGCUGCUUUCGAUGUCGCCAACCACUUUGCUGAGUGGGGCGGCUACGACUGUGACUACACCAUGUUGCCAAGCCAAUCAGUCAGGAGAUCCUUUCUAAAGGAAUAUUUGAGGGCCGUAACGGCGUGGCCGCGAGACGUGAACCUGAAAGAAGAUAUGGUUCAGGAUAUGCUGAAGCAGGUAGAUGACUUCAGAGGCAUUCCAGGCUUGUACUGGGGCAUUUGGGCGCUGAUACAAGCCACAAUCUCACAGAUUGAUUUUGACUAUGCAUCUUAUGCAGAGGUCAGGUUGGGUGAAUACUUCGCCUGGCGCGAAGAGACGGAUGGUAUCAGAAAGGCAGAAGGUAAGGAAAUGCCUCUGCGUGAGCGAUGCUGGGCCAGAUUGGGGUGA
Messenger RNA from Endocarpon pusillum Z07020, 1233 nucleotides. RefSeq lists its product as uncharacterized. Gene Ontology annotation, molecular function: ethanolamine kinase activity; choline kinase activity. Bases 1 to 1233 code for a protein of 410 amino acids. Gene Ontology annotation, cellular component: cytoplasm. Gene Ontology annotation, biological process: phosphatidylethanolamine biosynthetic process; phosphatidylcholine biosynthetic process. The transcript is spliced from 2 exons. Lineage: Eukaryota; Fungi; Ascomycota; Eurotiomycetes; Verrucariales; Verrucariaceae. The record is from RefSeq and is a predicted model, not a curated record.